CGGACACCACGCGACUGGGCUGGAGCUCCCCUCCCUACGAGAAAUAGAGAGAGAGAGGGUAGGUAAGUGCGCAACGUAACGUAAUCCACGAUGCUGCUUGUAUGUACUCUACGCGAUAUCUGGAACUUCCUUUCCGCGUGGCGGGAGAAUGAGGAGCCUGAGGAGGCACAGGAAAGGGGGAAGUGGAAAGGAGAAGAGACGUCAACGUGAAGCUGUAGACAGUCGUAUACCCGCCUGGGGACGGAUUAUUCACGAUAUCCUCCGUCCGCAACCGCCACCGCAUCCAAUCCACGGCGGGGGAACUGCGCGGUCCGCACUAGGCCAGUCAGUAACUGUACUUACUGUACUUACUAACCCGCCUGCUAUGUAUACGGUACAUACCACCCGAAUUUUCUGCUCUUGGCGGGGAAGAAGGAAGAAGGAUGGAUGGAAGGAAGGGAAGGGAAGGGAAGGGAAGGAAGGGCUUUGCCACGACCAACCGACCGACAGAUGCGUACCUACCUCCCCCUCCUCAUGCCCUAGAUACUACUCCAUUCGCAACAUAAUUUACGGACAUCUCAUCUCAUCUUCAAUCCAAUCCAAUCCAAUCCAAUCCAAUCCAAUCCAAUCCAAUCCAAUCCAAUCCAAUCCAAUCCAAUCCAAUUCAUUUCCAUUUCCGUUUCGACAGUACAGUUAAGAAAAGAAACCGAAAAAGAACAGAAAAAGAAAAAGAAAAACUAUCUCCCCUCCCCUCGUCAGACCCCAGUCCGUUUUACGUUUUCGAAACGAAAGAAAACGGCGGGAAAUACAAAUCGCCGACGCAGGCAGGCAAGCAGGCAAGACAGGGCCGGCAACUGCUAACUAGUAUGAGUGAGG
This is a messenger RNA of Tricharina praecox, 855 nucleotides long. RefSeq lists its product as uncharacterized. Bases 149 to 676 code for a protein of 175 amino acids. The record is from RefSeq and is a predicted model, not a curated record. Lineage: Eukaryota; Fungi; Ascomycota; Pezizomycetes; Pezizales; Pyronemataceae. The transcript has a single exon.